Molecule: messenger RNA, 180 nt
Organism: Ostertagia ostertagi
Lineage: Eukaryota; Metazoa; Nematoda; Chromadorea; Rhabditida; Trichostrongylidae
Source: the annotation of a GenBank genome assembly
AUGGCACUCUCCCACGUAAAGGCCCUCGCAAUUCACAGUGAUUUUGAUCAGAUUGCAAUUGGAUCAAGAGAAACUAUAACAGUUCACAAGUACAACCUCGGCGCAAAUAAACGAGAGGAAAUAGGCGCAUGUGACAUCCAUUUUUGGCGCCAUUUUGGAGCAAUUUGGCGCAGUAUCUGA